Molecule: messenger RNA, 2043 nt
Organism: Colletotrichum higginsianum IMI 349063
Lineage: Eukaryota; Fungi; Ascomycota; Sordariomycetes; Glomerellales; Glomerellaceae
Product: Pol polyprotein
Exons: 1
Coding region: 1-2043 (680 amino acids)
Source: RefSeq, a predicted model, not a curated record
AUGCCACAAUUACCUUCCCCUGAAGGCACCCCCGAGAUUUCCAUUCCCAACCAACCACCGCCCAACCAAAUCAUCCCUGCGCAACGAACAUCACAACUCGGAAUCGAUCCCAGACUUGUCGAGGACAAGUACUGGCACAACCAUCCUCACCAGAAGCUACUCGGGGAGAUCGCGGCCCGCGAUCUGGAUGGGCUGGACACGCAAGAUCUGAUUUCUAAGUUGUUGGCGACCCCAGCUAAUGAAAUCGUCUACCUUGGCAACGAGCUCAACCCAGUUUGGAUCGAGGCAAAGAAACGAUAUCGAGAAUCUCUCACCAUGGCUCCCCAACACAAUGCCAAGAAGAAAAGCGGCAGCAAAUCGAAGAACGCCACAUCGAAGGUUGCGAAAUCGAAGAAACCCGCGUUGGCCCCCCGUGCCCCCCCUCCCGACGAUGACGAAGGUGAUUCAGAUCGACAGACAUCCGAGGUCCCCGAAGAGACUCAACUCGAAUACCCCAUCCCAUCUGACGACCAUUUGGACAGGGACCGUGACCGAUUCAAAAACUACGUGGAGAAAUUGGCUGCAGCGGAAGACGUGGACAAGAUCUUGACUCCAGAGAUGCUCGAUGAGAUCAGAGAUUGGGCAGGAAAGGCCCUCACCAAAUCCACUCGCCCAACGUCCAACUCCAAAUUGUACAAGGAUGUCAACACUGCGGUGGGCAAAGGAGGCAAGGAAAUGCCUGAAUCGGCAUUGUGGGCCUUAGCCAUCCGGAUCAUCAUAUUUGAGAAGGGCGACGCAUCGAAGUUGUGGAAAGGCCUCCCGGAUCUCCAAGAUGCCGUCAAGGCAAUGAUUGCCAUCGUGGCAUUCCUCAUCCAAGGAAAAUUUCCCUCCGUGCGGCAUUGCGCAGCCCCAUAUCUGAAAUCCCUCGACCGGAUCAUUUAUACCAGCCCCAUCUCAGAAGUCACUCCCUUGUCGACAUCCGAGCCGACCACUGCCACCGCCAGGUCCACUACAUCGGGAAAGACUCUCCCAUCGAAGUCCGCAGAGCCCGAUUUGGAAGUGGCCGACGCAAAUCUGUCGGAUGCGAUCCCCGACGCAGAUCUGUCGGAUGCGUUCCACAAUGCACUCACCCGUGAUGAGGAUCUUAUUUUCUCAUUUGUCAACCCUGAGGCAGAUGUGAAUCAAGUUACAGGAUCUGCUGGUGAUGACCCGAAGCCAUCUCGCCGCCAAUCGACCAUUCCCCUUGAGCCCCGCCCCUCUGAGCCUCAGACGGAUGCGGACCAUCAGGACAAGCAAUCAGUGAAGGAGAUGAAGGCAAUGAUUGCACAACUCAGGAACCGGGUUGCCUCGAUCGAGCACACUAGAUCGUCACCAGCGCGACCUCGACAGAAUUCGCCAGAUCGGUCGUCCAAUUUCAAACUCUUGCAGGCGCAGGCUGUGUCCAGCCCGAAAUCUCUGAACGAGGCUGCCAAGACAUCUCAGACUCGGACAAAUCCACCGAUUGAGACAGCCAGACCUUCUCGACCUGCAACGGAAAUGCCCCUGACACCAACCAUCAGAAAUCCGGGUCCGUUGAUUGAAGAUCGUGUUGCCAACUUGGCCUCUGCCGAUAAAUUGGAAAAAAUCAAACUACAGCGAUCGAUGCGGAAUGAUCCUCUUGUGGAGGCAGCGAUGGAGACCUCUGAGAGUGAAAAUCGGGAUGGCACCGAAGGCGAUGAGAGUGACAAUGGCGAUGGCGCCUCAUCUGAGGAGGAAGACGAAGAGUUCACUGAGGAGCAGAAAGCGGAGAUCCGUGACCGCAUGGAGGAAUCUCUUGGCGUUGUCCCCCCCAAGGCUCGAAUCGCAAUGGCCGUCAGUUGGAUGUUCGAAUUGAUGAUCGAUCGGGGAUGGGACAUUUCCGAUGGCAUUGUGGAAUUCAUUCAGUCACGUCAGGCAAUCACAUCCGCCGCCCAGGUUGACACCCCUCAACCAGGUCCUGAUGCCAAUUCAGGGGGAGCGAAAUCUGGGAAGCGAGUUCGACAACCAGUCUUGGAGACCCCGACAAAGAGAUCGAGACGCUCUUAA